GCCGCGGCGCGAGGCCCCACUCCCGUCGACGCUGCGGCCCCCGCGCGCCCCCGCCAUGGAGACAUCCCGCUCCCCUUCUCCACAGUUCGCCCCGCAGAAGCUGACCGACAGGCCCCCACUGCCCGUCCAGGACGAGGUCGCCACCAGAAUCGAGCGGGUGAUGGACAACAACACCACGGUGAAGAUGGUGCCCGUCAAGAUCGUGCACUCGGAGAGCCAGCCCGAGAAGGACAGCCGCCAGGGCCUGGCCCGCACCAUCGAGCCGCCCGCGCCGCCCUGCACGCUGGGCAAGGAUCACAUCAAGAGUCUCAGCACGUCGGAGCAGUUCUACUCCCGCUUCUGCGUGUACAGCCGCCAGGCCGCCGAGCCCCCGCCGCUGCCCCCCGCAGCCCCCAAGGACAGCGGGGCCUCUCCGUCAGGGCUCAGCUACGGGAAGACCACGGAGAGGACGGCCGAAGACCUGAAGUCAGAAGAGCUGGCCCGGGAGAUUGUGGGGAAGGAUAAGUCUCUGGCCGACAUCCUGGACCCUAGCGCGAAGAUCAGAACCACCAUGGACCUGAUGGAGGGCAUCUUCCCCAAAGACGAGCACCUCCUGGAGGAAGCCCAGCAGCGGAGGAAGCUGCUCUCCAAAAUCCCAUCCCCCGGGACCGCCGACGAGAAGAAAGCAGAGUCGAGCGUCCCAGCGGCCAUGUCCCUGGCCACCAACUCCACUUACUAUAGCACAUCGGUCCCCAAGGCAGAGCUGCUGAUUAAGAUGAAGGAUUUGCAGGAGGCGCAGGAGCCAGAAGAGGAUUCGGGGAGCGACUUGGACCACGACCUGGCGGUAAAGAAGCAGGAGCUCAUCGAGAGCAUCAGUCGCAAGCUGCAGGUGCUCCGCGAAGCCCGGGAGAGCCUCCUGGAAGACAUUCGCGCCAACAGCGCCCUGGGGGAGGAGGUGGACGCUAUCGCCAAAGACGUCUGCAAACCCAACGAGUUCGACAAGUUCCGGAUGUUCAUCGGGGACCUGGACAAAGUGGUGAACCUUCUGCUGUCGCUGUCGGGCCGGCUGGCGCGGGUGGAAAACGCCCUCAACAAUCUGGAUGACACCGCUUCUCCUGGCGAUCGGCAGUCGCUCCUCGAGAAGCAGCGGGUCCUCAUCCAGCAGCACGAGGACGCCAAGGAGCUGAAGGAGAACCUGGACCGCCGGGAGCGCGUGGUCUUCGACAUCCUGGCCAGCUACCUCGGCGAGGACAGCCUGGCCGACUACGCGCACUUUGUGAAGAUGAAGUCGGCGCUCAUCAUCGAGCAGCGCGAGCUGGAGGACAAGAUCCGCCUGGGCGAGGAGCAGCUCGCCUGCCUGUUCGACAGCCUGCAGCCCGACAGGGGCAAGUAGGGGCCGUCCGGGCUCCACCCCACCGGGGGGUGCCCACCGCGCAAGCCCUCCGGUGGCCAGAGGGCUGCUUUCGAGAAGCAAUAACUCCCGUGUGUGUCUGUGAGGAUUUAUUUAACGGUUUCCAGUCUCCCCUGUGAACGCCGAGCAGAAUGUCUCACCGGUAGCCAUUUCGCUUUGCAGGUUCCCACGUGUGGCCCCAGCCUCCGGCCGUGGUGGGUGCCCGCAGUAUAGACGGUGGGCUCCAGUCAUGUAUGCGAGUGGUCUUUCUCACUGGUAGGCGUGCCGUUCCUUCCAGCUUCUCAUCCGGAAGCAACCCCCUGGGAAGCGGCCCGCAUGAGUCUCGAAGGGGCAUGAGGGGAGAGCCCGCCCCCCUCUUGCCUGGGAUUCCCGCGCGGCGUGGGCUGCCCUGUUGGGCCCGCUCGGCCAGUGCUGAGGAGCCGUCCUUGUCCCUCGUUCCUGGUCUCCCAGCAAAGACUGUGACGGUGUGGUGAUAAUUUAUUAACAUUGCGGAAAGGGGGAUGGUUUCCAAGUGGUUAAAAACCCACCGUGAAAUGGCCAACCUGUGCGCCCUGGAACCGCACGUAAAGGAAAAGCACGCGUGCUUCAGAGCACACGUGCGACACGGGUAGCGUAGUCCUGACGUCACGGUGCAAGGGCCCCUUCCCUGCAAAGUGGAAUUCCUCGGGUGAUCGUGUCCGGUAGUAGUAAUGUGCUCGCUACAUACUUGUUUCGUGAGACCAACAGCACCUUCUGAAAUGUGUCCCGUAGCACUCAUUUUGUGUGCAUGUGGUUGUUCGUGCCAAUGGGCUACGUCUCUCCCUUUGCCUCGAAAUCCAGCGCCACGCCCUACAGCUACUUUCCAUUUACUUGGCAGAACCUGUGCUUUUUCAGGAGCCCCGUGGACUGUGACCACUCCCAAACCCAAUCUUUUUCUGCCACAGACGUUAUAGAUUCCGUGCCAUUUUUGUUAGUGGAAAUUGCAAGUUUCUCAAGGAGUGCGUUCGUAAGAAAACACUGUCACACUGUUAGUUUCCAGUGGACAAGUCACAGACUGGGAGAAGAAAUGAGCCACAGGUAUGACAAAGGAUCUGUAUCUGGAACAUAUGAAGAACUUCCAGAAGUCAGGCGGGAGAGAACAAACGGCCGGUUAGUACGAGAGCCAGAAACGUAACUCGGUGCUUCACCAAAGAGGCUGCAUGCACGGGGAAGAAGCCGUGGGGGAGAUGCGCCACCACCAACGGCUUGCUUAUGAGCUCCGUGUAACCUACGCCGGUGUAGACCUUCACAGACGCUCGUCCGAUUACACACAUGGUACACGGCGGGGCAGCCCUGUGGUCCACGUCACGUGGAGGUGACAUCCGGACAUUCAUUUGAUACACGGGUCAUUUGGAUCCUGGUUUCCCCUAUUCCCAUAAAAGUUUUCCGACAGGUGGGGACACGUCCCUUUGUCCGCGGCGACCGCUGCCCAUCCCAGAACACACGUGCCCACAAAUGUCUUAACGGAGCGGUGUCUGUACUUGGUGAGCCGAGUGGGGGGGGUGCUGGGCCCCUCAGCCACGCCCCACGGGUGGCCCAAGCGGGCACGCUUCAGGAGCGCAUGCGGUGAGCCCUCUUCGGAAACGCACUCAUGCCAGAAAGGUCAGGCCCUUUUCAGAAGUCUCCUUUCCCAUUGAGUUAAGCUAUUUCUGACUUGAAAAAGUCUCCAUCCUGCCAAUGGCAUGUCCUCCUUCCCUCCUGCUGUCGUCCCUUCCUGUGAAACUGGUCCCUUGAGAGAAGGUGAAGCUGGCUGUCCCCAGGCCCCCGUCACUCGCCCUCAGGGGGCCAAACUCAGUAAUUCCAGUGGGUCAUUUUCAUGAUGCAUCUGUAAAAUGUGAAUAACAGAAGGUAUGUAUCUGUAUCCAGACUCUUUAGGUCUUUUGAGGACUUUCUCUUCUACAUAGCAAUACACAGUGCUCUGUCACCACUGUCCUGUUUGCGUCUUCACCGUCUAGUUAGCGGGGACCCAAAGAUUGCGGUGAGUCAGUGUACAGAUCUCUGUAUGUAGCUGUGUCAUUGCAUACAGCCACAGUCUGGUGCUAAUGCUUUGCCCGCGGCACUCUUAGGUGGCAGCUGGUUCUGGCCCCUGGCCUAGCACAGCUGUGCGAUGCUCCGGAUAGCGAGAAUUCAGUCAGGGGCAUUGCGUGUGGCUUUUGUCCCGCAGCACAGUGUGGAAGAUGCGUACCUACUUCAUGCUCGACACUUACCACUUCCCUCUCAUUGGUCGUCCUGCUUGACUUUAACAGAAUAAAUCGUGUCUUUGAGUGAAUGGA
Suricata suricatta (meerkat) is the source of this 3681-nucleotide messenger RNA. It is a transcript of the gene SHROOM2, whose product is annotated as shroom family member 2. NCBI's taxonomy places the organism in Eukaryota, Metazoa, Chordata, Mammalia, Carnivora, Herpestidae. Gene Ontology annotation, molecular function: actin filament binding. Bases 56 to 1372 code for a protein of 438 amino acids. The transcript has 5 exons. Gene Ontology annotation, cellular component: apical plasma membrane; adherens junction; apical junction complex. The record is from RefSeq and is a predicted model, not a curated record. Gene Ontology annotation, biological process: actin filament organization.